AUGUAAAGGGAAUUGUAAUUCGCGUAAGUUGAAAUAAAAAAUUUGCAAAGAACAAGAGGUUAAAAUGAAUAAUAAUAAAUUGCUUCGCUUCUUAAAGAGUUGUCUGAAAUUAAAUAAGAGAACAAUCAAUUAAAAGUAGAAUUAUCCAAAUAAUAAUAAAAAGCAAGGACUAAUUCGAUUCAAGAUAACAGUAUUAAUGAAAUAAGAAGACUAUCUCCUUACAUGAGAGUUCAUAAUUGUAGCUUUACAAAUCCUUCUUAAAAUCUUGUAAAAGAAAGAAGAGUUCCUUCGCUCCCUGAUGUUAAUUCAAAUCGAUUAUCCACCAAUAAGAAUUCAUUACAAAAUUUAUAAUAGAAUUAAUCUUAUUCCAAGAAACCUCCUCUUUAAUAGUUCAAUAAUAUUAGUCCUAUUAAAUAAAUAUUAUUUAUUCGUCAUUGA
This is a messenger RNA of Paramecium tetraurelia, 438 nucleotides long. RefSeq lists its product as uncharacterized. Lineage: Eukaryota; Ciliophora; Oligohymenophorea; Peniculida; Parameciidae. The record is from RefSeq and is a predicted model, not a curated record. The transcript is spliced from 3 exons.